AUGGUAUUCAGACACAAAGUAAAGGAACCAGUUACUGGGGUUCCACCUGAUAUCGAUUCUCCGCCUUUCUAUAUUCCCGUGAAGUCUAUAUCCAGGCGGUUCUCGCUGAUGCAAGAACUCGGGACAGGGAGCUUUGGAUCUGUGAUAUUGGCGAAAAUACACCAGAGUGCGUUGACCGAUAAGAAGCCACAGUACCACAACACGCUCCUGGACGAAGCGACGAUUCCGUUCUUCGAACAAGAAAACUUCUACAACAAGCAGCAGGGCCUGCUAGCGAUCAAGACCAUGAUGACAAGGUUGCCCACCUUGAACGACUACACGCGGGUUCGAGAAAUCAAAUUUAUCCUGUCCAUGCCGGCUCACAAAAACCUACUGCAGAUCUUCGAGCUUUUCAUCGAUGACACAAAUUUCCAACUCCAUAUCGUCAUGGAAUGCAUGGAACAAAACCUGUACCAGCUCAUGCGCCAGAGAAGAAAACGCGUUUUCUCGUUGCCAUCGCUCAAAUCUGUUCUCUCUCAAAUUUUGGCAGGCAUCAAACACAUUCAUUCUCACAACUUCUUCCAUCGGGAUGUCAAGCCCGAAAACAUCUUAAUCUCACCUUCUAAUCAUUUCUACACUAAGGGUUGGCUGGUGGAUGGGAACUACAAUGACAACUACGUGGUCAAAAUUGCCGACUACGGGCUCGCACGUCAUGUCGGUAACAAGAGCCCCUACACGGCAUACGUUUCGACGCGCUGGUACCGGUCACCAGAAAUCUUGCUCAGAAAAGGAUUUUAUUCAAAACCAUUGGACAUAUGGGCGUUUGGUUGUGUCGCAGUCGAAGUAGCCACUUUCAAGCCGUUGUUCCCGGGGUCUGACGAAAUGGAUCAAAUCUGGAAGAUCUUGGAAGUUCUGGGAACUCCGCACACUAUGCCCGAGACUCUGGUCAGCGGUUACCAGUCGCACGGCGGUAAUUGGGAACAGGCCAAAGUACUAGCGGCGCGCCUGAAUCUGAAAUUUCCUUACGUUGAAGGCAUAGACAUCGAAUCUAUCAUGGAGCACCCCCAUCUCAGUAGUCUACGAAGUGUUGUUAAGGCCUGUUUGACAUGGGAUCCUAAAUCUAGGGCCACGGCUGACGAAUUGAGUCAAAUGCCUUAUUUCCAAGGGACCCCUGUCGCGGAACAGGCGCCUUUGGUUGAGUGUAGUAACGACGAAAAUCACGAACAAACCACUUGCGACCACAGCAGCGCACUAGCACAACAGCAGCUAACUAAAAAGCUCCGCGACAGCAUGAGCCUAGCGCCAACUGAUAUUAUUAACAACGCCGCAGGUGAGUCGUCCAAGGUCUCGCUCCACGAAUUCUUGCAAGAGGCACGUCCAACCAACGAGCUCUUGGGAUCAAAGCGGGUCUCCGACUCCACAUCUCUAAACGAGGACGGCAAAUCACAGUCACACGCCAGCGGAUCGUCGGACGAGGGCUCAGACCGCCACAACAUCGCCGUGGAUUUCGACGAACCCGAGCCAGAGGGCGACUUCGACAUCCCCGCGUCCAAAGAGCUCAUAGCCGAUCUCACACAGACCUCGCUGCAGUUGCCCGGGAUCGACGAUUGCUCAGAGAGCAGUUCGUGUCCACCGGACGCGGACGACAGCUUUUCGAAUUACUACGUAGCGUCCACCAUGAACUUCGAAGCGACCGGAGCGGCCGCCGGCGCCAGCCUUAGAGCCAACGACUCCAAUAACUAUGUGCACGACGCCCCCGCUCGCUCCGACGAAAUCCCGCUCAUUAACCGUCACAACCACAUCUUGGAAGACAUGUCCAUGGGCUCCGACAACUCGCAGAAUCACGUGCCUCGCGUUUACGCGAUGGCACGUGACCCGACUGAAUUUUCUACGCCCAUCAAAGAACACGACUACUCCCAAAGCUUUACGCACGCAGGAAGUCUAACCUUUUGA
This is a messenger RNA of Lachancea mirantina, 1932 nucleotides long. Lineage: Eukaryota; Fungi; Ascomycota; Saccharomycetes; Saccharomycetales; Saccharomycetaceae. The record is from the annotation of a GenBank genome assembly.